GCCACCCGGCACCAUGGCUGCCAUAUUGGAGAGGAAGUAAGUUCAUUCCCGUGAUCUUCCGAACACAGCGGACUAGCUGCUCGGAAGAACCGAAGAGAAUCAUUUUUAUCUGCUGGGGAAAGGAGGGCGCACUCUACUGCCCCUGUCAGACCUAACUCUACUUCUUGUCGAGAACUGCAAGUUUCCAUUCCAUAGCCGUGGAAGAUGGCGGACCCGGCAGAGUGCACAAUUAAAGUAAUGUGCCGUUUCAGGCCUUUGAAUAAAUCUGAAGUGGCAAGAGGCGAUAAGUAUAUCGCUAAGUUCCCAGGCGAAGAGACGGUUGUACUUGGGGGUAGGCCCUUCAUGUUUGACCGAGUACUCCAGUCCAACACCACGCAGGAGCAAGUUUAUAAUGCAUGUGCUCAGAAGAUAGUCAAAGAUGUCCUGGACGGGUAUAACGGGACCAUUUUUGCGUACGGACAGACGUCCUCUGGCAAGACACAUACCAUGGAGGGUAACCUGCAUGACACAGACUGCAUGGGCAUCAUCCCCAGGAUCGUGCAGGACAUUUUCAACUACAUUUACUCAAUGGACGAGAACCUGGAAUUUCACAUCAAGGUGUCCUACUUUGAGAUCUACCUGGAUAAGAUCCGUGACCUGCUGGAUGUGUCGAAGACAAACCUGUCUGUGCAUGAGGACAAAAACAGGGUCCCCUACGUUAAGGGCUGCACAGAGCGUUUUGUCUGCAGUCCUGAGGAAGUGAUGGAUACCAUCGAUGAGGGCAAGUCCAACAGACAUGUAGCAGUUACAAACAUGAACGAGCACAGCUCCAGGAGUCACAGCAUCUUCCUGAUCAACGUGAAGCAAGAGAACACACAGACGGAACAGAAGCUCAGCGGCAAACUCUACCUGGUGGAUCUGGCUGGCAGCGAGAAGGUGGGUAAAACAGGAGCGGAGGGAGCUGUUCUGGAGGAGGCCAAAAACAUCAACAAGUCUUUAUCAGCGCUGGGCAACGUCAUCUCUGCACUGGCCGAGAGUUCGGGCUAUGUGCCGUACAGAGACAGUAAGAUGACCAGGAUCCUGCAGGACUCUCUGGGAGGAAACUGCAGAACCACCAUCGUCAUCUGCUGCUCCCCCUCCUCCUACAACGAGGCCGAGACCAAGUCCACUCUCAUGUUUGGACAGAGAGCGAAGACCAUUAAGAACACGGUGUGUGUGAAUGUGGAGCUGACAGCUGAGCAGUGGAAGAAGAAGUACGAAAGAGAGAAGGAGAAGAACAAGACUCUCCGCAACACCAUCACCUGGCUGGAGAACGAGCUCAACCGCUGGAGAAACGGUGAGAGUGUGCCGGUGGAUGAGCAGUUUGAUAAGGAGAAGGCUAACGCAGAGGUGCUGGAUAACGCGCUGAACGAUAAGACCGCCUCCACGCCGUCAUUACCCAGCAUCCCCAGCAUCCCCAGCGUGCCUGGGGCCCGUCUGUCCGACGCCGAGAGGGACCGAGAGCUGGCCAAGCUCUACAAGCAGCUGGACGAUAAGGAUGAUGAGAUUAACCAGCAGUCUCAACUCACAGAAAAACUCAAGGAGCAGAUGCUCGAUCAGGAAGAGCUGCUGGCGUCGUCCCGGCGUGACCACGAGAGCCUGCAGGGGGAGCUGUGCCGCCUGCAGCAGGAGAACGAGGCGUCCAAGGAGGAGGUGAAGGAGGUGCUGCAGGCGCUCGAGGAGCUCGCCGUCAACUACGACCAGAAGAGCCAAGAGGUGGAGGAGCGCAGCCGCCAGUUUGAGGCGCUCAGCGAGGAGCUCAACCAGAAAUCAAUCGUCCUGACGUCCAUCGACUCGGAGCUGCAGAAGCUGAAGGAGAUGACCAAUCACCAGAAGAAGCGCGUCACCGAGAUGAUGUCAUCACUACUCAAAGACCUGGCAGAGAUCGGCAUCGCCGUGGGCAACAACGACAUCAAGCAGCAUGAGGGCAGUGGGGUGAUGGAUGAGGAGUUCACGGUGGCGCGGCUCUUCAUCAGCAAGCUCAAGUCGGAGGUGAAGAGCAUGGUCAAGCGCUGUCGGCAGCUGGAGAGCACGCAGGCCGACUCCAACAAGAAGAUGGACGAGAGCGACAAGGAGCUCGCCGCCUGCCAGCUGCGCAUCUCACAGCAUGAGGCCAAGAUCAAGUCUCUGUCCGAGUACCUGCAGAAUGUGGAGCAGAAGAAGAGGCAGCUGGAGGAGAACGUUGACUCCCUUAACGAGGAGCUGGUCAAACUCAGUGCCCACGAGAAAGUCAAGGCCAUGGAGAAGGAGAACGAGAUUCAGUCUGCCAACGAAGUCAAGGAGGCCGUGGAGAAGCAGAUUCAGGGCCACAGAGAGACUCACCAGAAGCAGAUCAGCAGCCUGAGAGACGAGUUGGACUCCAAGGAGAAGGCCAUCACCGAGCUACAGGAUCUGAACCAGAAGAUCAUGCUGGAACAGGAGCGUCUGAGAGUGGAGCACGAGAAACUCAAAUCCAACGACCAGGAGAAGACCCGCAAGCUGCACGAACUCACGGUGAUGCAGGACCGGCGAGAGCAGGCCAGACAGGAUCUCAAGGGGCUGGAGGAGACUGUGGCAAAGGAGCUGCAGACUUUGCACAACCUACGGAAGCUUUUUGUUCAGGAUUUGGCAACACGAGUGAAAAAGAGUGCAGAGAUGGACUCUGAUGACACUGGAGGUAGUGCUGCUCAGAAGCAGAAGAUCUCCUUCCUGGAGAACAAUCUGGAACAGCUGACCAAGGUCCACAAACAGCUGGUGCGUGAUAACGCGGAUCUGCGCUGCGAGCUGCCCAAGCUGGAGAAACGCUUGCGUGCGACGGCGGAGCGGGUGAAGGCGCUGGAGUCGGCGCUGAAGGAGGCGAAGGAGAACGCGGCGCGCGACCGCAAGCGCUACCAGACCGAGGUGGACCGCAUCAAGGAGGCCGUGCGCGCCAAGAACAUGGCCCGGAGAGGCCACUCCGCUCAGAUCGCGAAGCCCAUUCGUCCAGGCCAGCCCCCUGUUGCGUCUCCUACACACCCCAACAUGCUGCGGGGUGGAGGGGGCGGCGGCUUCUACCAGAACAGCCAAUCAGUGGCCAUCAGGGGAGGAGCCAAACAGGACAAGAACAGCUGAAGAUGAAAUGCUUGCGGAGGUGAAAGAUGAAGAUAUCACCAUGGAAACCUGUCAUUCCAUUAUUAUGGUGGCACCUGCAGGAAUGCCUAUAAAUAUAUAAAUAUUCAUGAAGGGGUGGGGUUUAAAGCGUAUAAAUAUAUAAAUAUUCAUGAACUGUACAGUAUCACUCCCCAACGUUGACCAAUCCCUCCCCACCAAACACUUUCAACGCUGGCAAAAAACAAACAAACAAACAAAAAAUGUAAACCGUAAACACAGUCUGAUGCUGAUUUGUCAACUUUACAGCCUGCAAGAAGAUUAUACUGAAAGCCUGCUUCCCCUAACCACAACCAGUCCACACACACACACACACACACACACACACACACACCAUAAUAUGACUUGAACCCGUAAGUGUGCGAGCACCCUCUCAGACCACCUCAAACAUCUCCUCGUCUGCCUGAUGAUCGGUUAGUCAUGCCUGAUGAUCGGUUAGUCCUACCUGGCAGCUGAUGGGCUUCAUCUGCCUGUUGAUCGGUUAGUCAUGCCUGAUGAUCGGUUGGUCAUGCCUGUUGAUCGGUUAGUCAUGCCUGAUGAUCGGUUAGUCAUGCCUGUUGAUCGGUUAGUCAUGCCUGAUGAUCGGUUAGUCAUGCCUGAUGAUCGGUUAGUCAUGCCUGAUGAUCGGUUAGUCAUGCCUGUUGAUCGGUUAGUCAUGCCUGGCAGCUGAUGGGCUUCAUCUGAGCUCUGCUCGUCCUGCCUGAGGGCGGAGUCUAAGUUGCAGCUGCCAGCGUGGUUGCCAUGGUAAUGUCAGGUCUGACUGGUGCCCAUCCUGGACAGGUCGUUGAGGUUCUUUGCUGAAGGUCAUUCAGAGAUCAGAUGAAGGUCACCUGCGUCAUCUGAAGGUCAUACUCUCAUUGCUACACAGGCUGUCUGGUGCCUAUGACUGUGUGUGUGUAUUAAUUGAAUGUCACACCAGUCCCCACAGCUCUUAAACGGUUAAACAAACACACACUGAAACUUUUUUCAGUGCUGUGCUAGUCCUUAUGUCUCAUACACUGUACACACACACACACACACACACACACACACACACUCUUUGUGUGUUGUUUUUAGGUGGAGAUGCUUAUUUCCUGGAGGGUAUAAAGCUUAUUAGGCUCCUCCUGCCACUGAUCAGCCAAUCAGAAGAGCAGGACAAGACUAGCCAAUAAGCAGUGACCUAAAAUGUCAUUUUUUAUUUUCUGUAUGUGAGAGAGAGCGUGUGUGUGCGAUAGGACAACGAAACACAUACACGCACACACACACACACACACAGAGAGAGAGAGAGAGAAAGAGAGAGAGAGAGACACACCUGGAUUUCACUAAAGGAGAACAUGCCUGAAUUGUACAUCUCCUCUGACAGUCAUAGCACUACACACAUCCUAAAGGCUUGUAUUGAAUACACACACAUAUACACUACACACACACUACACACAUCCUAAAGCCUUGCAUUGAAUACACACACAUAUACACUACAUACACACUACACACAUCCUAAAGCCUUGCAUUGUACACUCCAAAUAAUCAUUGUCAUUUUCGGACCAGAGUUUGAGAAAUAAACCAAUCAUUGAACAGAUAGCUGCUUUUUUUUAUUACUAUGUAAUAGUAACAUCCUUUCUAACUGACAGGGGGUUCCACCAAUGGGUAAAGGCACCGGAGCAUUCCGAGAUAGGCGGGGCACCGUGGGGAAGGUUGUGAUUGGAGGAGAGAGGGUUAGGGCGGGCUUUGGAUGGACUGCAUGUUGUAAAUGUGUGUGUGUGAUUAAAUCAUGAUGACAAAUG
Molecule: messenger RNA, 4904 nt
Organism: Sardina pilchardus (European sardine)
Lineage: Eukaryota; Metazoa; Chordata; Actinopteri; Clupeiformes; Clupeidae
Gene: kif5ba
Product: kinesin family member 5B, a
Exons: 29
Coding region: 205-3108 (967 amino acids)
Biological process (GO): mitotic spindle organization; mitotic cell cycle; spindle elongation
Cellular component (GO): microtubule; microtubule associated complex
Molecular function (GO): microtubule motor activity; microtubule binding; ATP binding
Source: RefSeq, a predicted model, not a curated record